AUGGCUCGUUCACGGCGAAAGGCCAACUCACCUCCGUAUGAAGAUGAACAUCUCAGCUCCGACAGCUCCGACGAUAGCGGCGAUAGUCAAUAUGAUACGGAUCUCACAGAGCCUGAUUGCGAAGACGAUCAGCUGAAGGAUGCAGGUGAUGUCGCGCAGCUCUUUGCAGACAACGAGCAUUUGCCAGAAUACUAUCUGCAGCAACUUGAGCAGUUUGACGAGUCCGUUUACACCCAAGAGGAUUACAGCAAAGGCACUGUGUCUCUCCUUGACCAAGUUGAAACGAGAUGGAAUCAGUUCUGUGCAUGUAUUCGAAAAGAUCCUCAGCAAGAAUUCUUGAAGUUAUCCGUUGGCAUUUUGUAUACCUUUCUGGAUUGGGCUUUGAAUCAGCGACGAGGGAAGAAUGGAAGACGACUACCUGGAAUCAAGCGAAAGAGCUCGCUGGAAACUUUCUGGAAGGUUUUUCGACUUGUUUUUGAAAGAGCCACAUCUGGCAAGAUUGAAAAUCGCAUGAAUCGACAGAUGCGCCGGGUCAUCCGAAAGUUAUCCCGAAAUCAUAAGUUAUCCUGCAAGGGCCGUGAAAAGUCCACCAUGUACGUGGAGGACUUGACAAUGGUCGUCGAGACCGCGAUCAGUACCACAAAAAAGAAAUUUGGACAUGGGAGGCAUCGUAUCGAGCUCUGCCUCUUCUUGCAACUUGCUGGCCUCACUGCCAAUCGUCCUCAGGCCAUAUUGAAUUUGAUGUACCGUCAUAUUCGAGUCAGCCUGCUCCGAGAUCCGCAAGGUGGCCCACAUAGAAUCGUGAUUGAGUUCACCUUCGAGUUCACAAAAGGAUUCCUUGGCACGAAAGAUGAAAACACCUAUAUUCUUCCUGAGAUAAUUUUUGACCCAUCGCUUGUUCUCAGCCCACAUGUCUCUUUACUAGGCUUGCUCUUCGGGGAUCGUGCUUUCAAACGGGUCGAGGGACAGGAGGUUUUGUUCUCCGCAGAUCAGCUCCCUCGUCUAAAUAUUCCGGAAGAUUGUAAUGAACUUCCAUUACUCCUCGAUCCGGCUUUAGACGAUGUUCCAGUAUUCCGGCAAACAGAACGGUCGUUGCAAGGAAUGAGUAUCUCCCCCGACAAGCCUCUACCAUACUCUACGCUGCUCCCCUUGCGAUAUGGCGCUGCCAAAGCGUUGGAUAAUAGCGGUUCCGUGAGCGACUCUCUUCGUAAUCUGAUUAUGCACCAUGCCGAUACUCGCACCUUUCUGAAGUACUAUCUUGAUAGGAGGAUUGAUAAAAACCUACCUGCCUUAAUUCGCGGUCUCAAGCCAGAUGAGGAUAUCAUGCACGCAGCCUGCCGAAUGAGCAGGACCAUCGACCCAAACCGGCCGCAAGACCUGACGACUGUGCAAUCGUCCUCGGUCAAUCAAAGGCCGGAAGUUCUAGCACUGGUCCAGCGCCGUGACGAGCUACGUCAACAACUAGGCCGACCCCUGUCGCGGCAUCGAGGCACUGUCAAAUACGACGCUUAUAGAAAGCUGAAUCAAGAAAUCAACGGCGCGAGAGAACGGGCCAGAAAUGCCUUGCUGUCACAGCUUCAGGAGAAAUACGACCAAGAGCAACCUAUGCUGGAAGUUCAACGACAGCUGUCCGAGGCUACGCUUGAAAAAGCGGUCAAAACAAAACUGCAAAGAUCAGAGGAGCUUCCUCCACCUCAAAAGCGUCUGAUCGAAUGCCUAUUGAGUCUGCCACCGCCAACUUUGGAUCAAGAGAUGCGUCGGCGGACUGAAGCAAUCGAUGCGGUCGCUGUUUAUUGUCAAUUUGAGGAAGGGGAAACGUGCCGUCUGCCGCGCAACAAACGUUUUGAGACUGACGUGGUCGAGCUAGAUGGUCCUGGCAAUCACCCCUCAGAAGAUGAAGCGACCGAGAGCAAGUCUCAACCAGAUUCUCCUCUUGAGGCUGCUUUCCGAUCUAUCAUGAAGGAUCACCGACCUCUGUUUUGCUUUAUUUGUCUAGGACAAAAAGAACUGGAUAUGAAGAAGCGUGUGCAGCAAUUUGCAUCGCAUGGUGAUGUUUCGAAGCAUAUCAAGCGAAAGCAUCUUCAAAACAUUGCAGCUGGCACCGUAAUCUCGUGCAAUAUAUGUGAUCAAAAGUUUGAUAAAGUUAUGCACUUUCAGCGCCAUGCAAUCGAUUCUCACUCGACUGUGACGGGGUCAGUGGCCUUCAAUCAUCAAUGA
Penicillium bovifimosum is the source of this 2217-nucleotide messenger RNA. RefSeq names its product DUF3435 domain-containing protein. The record is from RefSeq and is a predicted model, not a curated record. Lineage: Eukaryota; Fungi; Ascomycota; Eurotiomycetes; Eurotiales; Aspergillaceae. Bases 1 to 2217 code for a protein of 738 amino acids. The transcript has 6 exons.